This is a messenger RNA of Botrytis byssoidea, 1786 nucleotides long. RefSeq lists its product as uncharacterized. Gene Ontology annotation, molecular function: alkaline phosphatase activity; phosphoglycolate phosphatase activity. NCBI's taxonomy places the organism in Eukaryota, Fungi, Ascomycota, Leotiomycetes, Helotiales, Sclerotiniaceae. The transcript has 4 exons. The record is from RefSeq and is a predicted model, not a curated record. The coding region runs from base 455 to 1366 and encodes 303 amino acids.
AGGUAUAUGGAAAGUUUAUUGUGUCAGACCAUGAAUUCCGAUUGAACCAUACGAAGUGUUGUAUUCUCUCUCUCUCUCUCUCUCUCUCUCCCAUUGUACCACUUCAUCGGAUCCUUCCUUAUCAUAAUUCCUUAUAUUCCCGCUAUGAUUUGUUCGCCUUACGAAGCUAUCCAAAAUCAAUUUCCACUACCGCUCUCUUGGCGCUUCGUCAUACCUGACCUAUCAGGUAUCACCAAUUGAUAGCUGGUCAAAAUUCACGUGUUCUUGGUGGGGUUAGUCGAAUCUUCGGAUCAGGUCCGAUCGAUACCUCCGCUCAAGCUCCGAUUGUUUCUGUGCUUUGUACUUUUCGAGUCAGGAAUUAUUAUCGAAAUUCGACAUUGAUCUGGGCCGCCUUCGCCUUGAGUUUGUCUUGUAUACGAUCCAUCCCCUUUUUUUAUUUUACCUAUUCUGAGUGAUGGCUUCACCAAAAUAUCUUACCGGCGAUCAAUCUGCCAUAAAUGAAUUUAUCGAUCAAUUUGAUGUUUUCUUAUUUGAUUGUGAUGGUGUUCUUUGGUCUGGAGAUCAUAUCUUUCCAGGGACGGUCGAGACUUUGGAAUUGUUGAGAUCAAAAGGCAAAAAGCUUGUCUUUGUAACAAACAAUUCCACAAAAUCGAGAACCGAAUAUCAAAAGAAGCUUACAGCUCUCGGCAUACCAAGCAAUGUUGAUGAAAUCUUUGGUUCAGCCUAUUCUUCCGCAAUCUACAUCUCUCGAAUUCUCAAACUCCCAACACCCAAGAAUAAAGUCUUUGUUUUAGGUGAAAGUGGCAUCGAAACAGAAUUGAAAACAGAAGGAGUAGAAUUCAUUGGAGGUACAGAUCCAGCUUAUCGUCGCGACAUUACACCAGAAGAUUAUACAGGAAUAGCAGAUGGCUCAUUACUUGAUGAUGAUGUUGGUGUAGUUUUGGCUGGCUUAGAUUUUCACAUCAAUUAUCUCAAGUUAUGUCAUGCUUACCAUUACCUUCGUCGAGGUGCAGUAUUCUUGGCUACAAACACUGAUAGUACUUUACCAUCAAACCAUACAUUCUUUCCUGGAGCGGGAUCUAUUUCAAUUCCAUUAAUCAAUAUGAUAGGAAAAGAGCCAACAGCUUUAGGUAAACCAAAUCAAGCAAUGAUGGAUUCUAUUGAGGGGAAAUUUCAAUUCGAUCGAAAGAAGACAUGUAUGGUUGGAGAUCGAUUAAAUACAGAUAUAAAGUUUGGUAUUGAAGGGAAACUUGGUGGUACAUUAGCCGUCUUAACGGGAGUAUCUAGGAAAGAAGAAUGGGAGACUGAAAAUGCUCCUGUAGUACCUGCGUACUAUGUUGAUAAAUUGAGUGAUUUGAGGGGUUGAGAUAGGGACAAUUGUGGAGUGAUGGAGUGAUGGAGGGGUAAAUGAUAUGCAAUAUUAUGAUCAGUCCCUCACGGAUCUUACGGAGUAGAAUAGAAGAUCAAUAGAACCCAUGAAAUAAGGCAGAUGGAUAGUUGAAUGAUUGGAAGAGAGGAAAUCGGUGUUAAAGAGAGGAGUUCGGAUAAAGUGACUAGUUAGGGAAGCACGUGUGAUGUCGUGGUAAAUCUAGCCCUUCUCCCCUCUCUUAAACGAUGGAAAUAGAAUCAUUACCGAGCGAUGGCGAACAAGUACCUGUAUGGGUGGUAUUGAUCGACAGGCUUUGCUUUUCUUGUGACUACCAGGUUUGAAAUGUUUAUCGAAUGUUUAUCGAAUGAUUUUGAGGGGUUGAUGGGUUGAUGUGAGGUGGCGCGGUGGUAGCUUUGA